GUACAACAUAACUUCAGCUCCUUAAGAAACUUUGUCCUCCUUGUUCCAAAAUAUUAUUCUUAGCAAGGAAAAUGGCUAGUCAAGUAGAGGUUGGACCAUGGGGAGGUGACGGUGGAGUUAAUCCCUGGACAUUUAAACCAGAUGGUAGGAUUGUUGGUUUUCGUAUCGCUAGUGGAGACGUCAUAGAUUCCAUCAGGUUCACUUAUGAGGAUAAMAGCCAGGUCUCACACCAUUCUGAUACAUAUGGUGGCGAUGAUGGCACACUUCAUCCACCUGUGAAGUUUGAUGAUGAUGAGGAC
This is a messenger RNA of Cynara cardunculus var. scolymus (artichoke), 299 nucleotides long. RefSeq names its product horcolin-like. The annotation marks the transcript as partial. The record is from RefSeq and is a predicted model, not a curated record. The transcript has 3 exons. Lineage: Eukaryota; Viridiplantae; Streptophyta; Magnoliopsida; Asterales; Asteraceae.